GGUGGUGGAGAUAUGGCUAAUGCCGAUUUUGACGCGGAGCUCUUUGAGAAGAAGCUCCACACUCUCAAAGACUCGCAGGAGUCAAUACAGAGUUUGUCUUCAUGGUGUUUGGAGAGACGGGAGCAUCAUAAGAAAAUUGUUGCAACUUGGUUGCAAGUAUUGAAAAAAGUGAAAGUUGAACACAGACUGACGCUCUUCUACCUCGCCAACGAUGUUAUUCAAUACUCUAAACGAAAAAAUUAUGAGUUUGUCGAGUCCUGGGGCACAACCCUCCAACGAGCAACGACAAUGGUUCGUGACGAAAAAGUUAAGCACCGAAUUCUUCGAAUAUUCAAAAUAUGGGAGCAGCGUCAAGUUUACGAUGAGGAGUUCCUCACGGACCUUUCAGGCCUCAUUUCAGCGGCUCCAAAGAAGAAACUCGAUCCUCAACCGAUCAACAUUCCGGAGGAAUUUCAGGCUAGUCUCCUGAUUUCGACCAUGCGAUCCUGUUCGACCCUAGAAACAUCUACUGAUGCACGCCUGAAAGAUCUUCGCGAUAGUAAUAUCGACAUUGACAAUGCUGAAGAGCUGUGCGCUUCCUUGAAAGACCGGCGGAGAGUCGAGGACGCCGAGAAGGAGGUGGAAACAGCAGUGAAGAAUAUCGAAAAUUACGUGCGGGCACUGGAGGCUGAAAUUCGUGAACGAACACAAGUGUUGGAGUUGCUGGAACAAGCUGAUCAGUUCUACGAGACUCAGCGUGGUGAAGUGAAGAUCGUAACAAAUGCUUAUCGGAAUUUUGGCAGUAGAGUGAAAAAUCUGAAGAAAAAAUUGGACGAACUCCUGCCAACAUUGACAUCUCCAAUUCCAUCGCCGGAUGUUAAUGCACCGUCACCGAGUCCGGAUAGUGAUAUUGAGCUCCCUGGCGAUGAUGCCAACAUGAACUCAGUGCAGGAGGUCGUACCACCGUCAAUGUAUGGGUCUUUUAGUCAGGACUAUGAACCCCUACCAGUACCAGCACCCGAUAUCUCACAGGGAAAUAGCUCCAGUGACUUCACCAGUAAUUUUUCGUCCUUCAUUGGAGGGAAUAUGGAUUUUGACAUGAGAAGUAUCUUCAACGAUAAGUCUCCUGGAGCUAGUCAGAUUUAUAACGAGGCAAUGCCCAUCGAAGUGAUUAAUAUGAGACCGUCCAAGGGGGUCACUGCGGAGAAAUUUCCUACAGGAAAUUUCUUGAAGGCUUCUGAGGCAAAUAGUGCUACCAGCUCUGGGGGAAUUCCUGGACUUGGGCUGGAUGUUCCCGAGCCGCGAACUGAGUCCCCUCAGAGGCCUGAUUAUGCACAUUUAGAAAGGCAGAUUGGAACGACGACACCUAGGAUGGUUGGAGCACAGGUGGAUAGAAUCGGAGGGAAUCAUCAGAUUAGGCAUAGUACCCCUUUGGCACAUGGAACUGUCUAUCCCAGGGAGCAAGGGGGAUUCGAAGGAACAGCGGGAGGUGUUAAUCCUCUGCCUCCUCCACCACUUCCUCCACCUAUAUUUCUCGAGGAGGAUGGGUGUUAUAAUAAAUUACCGCCUAAAUUUCCAACCUGGACGCCUGCUAAUGAGGGACCGAAGGAGGGCGCUAAGUGGGACACGGGAAAAAAUACAUGGUCCAAUGACAACGAUGAAACCGACCGCUGGGAAUCCCCGAGUGAGCCAAACUGGGCUAACGGCAUGAGAGGCAAACCCAAUCUCUCAGAAACACCGGAAUCUCCCCCGAUGUACGAAAAAUCGAGCUUCAGAGAUCCUGUUCAGUACAACGAUUCUCAGACAGAAGAGCCCAUUCUUAGUAGCGCUGCUGACGUCGACCACAGGGUCAUACCAAUUCCAUUGCCCCCCGAUGCUCAUGUCCAGCAUCGUUUGAUGAAAGGUGCUGAUGUCGAUCAUCGAAAUCUCAUUAGUCUAACUGGCAGUCCAGCUAAUAAUUCAGCUAGUUCCAAUGAACCACAAAUACAAAGCAACAAUAAUUUGUGGAGUAAUACUGAUCAAGAUUACAGGCGGCAAAAUCAACCCGGUGAUAUAGUAGAAUCGGUGGACAUGGAAAUGUCGGACGAGGAGACAGAUUCUAAGCAAAAAAAUCGAAUUCUAGUGGACGUUCGCACGCAAGAUCGUGACAUGAGGCCAGGCCCACUGCACCACGUAGACAUGGAUAUGCGAGUGAUUCCUUUACCCUCCCCGAUUUCUCGUAAUCCUCCACCAGAUCUUCGUGCCCAAAACCACCAGGUGCAUCAAGGCCCAUCCCUUCCACCACUCCCGUCCUACCGUCAAAAUCAUCCAGAUUUUUCCCCAAAUCACCUGAAUUUUCGAGGUAAUCCCAAUCUUCCUCCGAAUUUCCUUCCUCCUCAGCCAGACUUUCCCCCGGAUUUCCACUCCAAUCGACCGGAUAUAUACGAUUUUCAGGAGAAUCAACAACCAGAUUUUCACGAUGAUCGCCGAUUCCCUCCAGAUCACCUCCAGCAUCACCCCCAGCAUCACAGAGACUCCCCGAUGUUCUUACGCGGCCGAGGACGUCCAUUUCCUCGAGGUCGCCGUGAUAGGUUCUCCGAAGGCCCACCACACCGUCGCCACAGGCCUCACGAUCAACUGGAGCCUCACCAGGAUGUUCUUCCACAUGGAAGGCCAUCACUCCUUCAACCUCCUGAGACUGUAGUCAUUCUGGAUGACAAUGGAAUACCAAUAAUACCAGAUAUGGUGAAUCAAGAUGAUUGUCGUGCAGCUGAGGAUGUUGGAAUUAAUGAAAAAAAUGAACGUCUUGGUGCUGAGUUAAGCCCUCCAAAGAGUUCAGAACUUCUCGACAAUGAUUCAGGAAAUAAUACAGAGCCCGAACCUCCGGGCCGUUGUGAGGAGAUCAUGAGUGAAGAGACAUUACAGGAUGAUUUAUUAACUCGUGCUGACGAGCCUCCCAGAAAUCUCUCAGAACACUUGGAGGCUCUGAUGAACUCAGGGAAGACUGCUGGUAUCAAUGAUCUCAAGAGGCAAGCGACAAAUGGAUCACUCGAUCAGCUGGAGGACAAUCGGAUGUCACCGACUAGAAAGAGGGCUUUCAUGGCUAAUACUGGACCCCCAGAGCUGCAUCCCGUCGUCGUUUAUGACUACGAGAGUCAGCAUGGGAGCCCUAAUUUCCGGGGAAGGCUGCCUACCCCUGUCCCCCCAGCAUCAUCGAGCCCUUUUCCUCCUUGGAGAGGCAGUGGACAUCCGCAGAGGGGUCGAGGGGGUUUUAGAGGGGCGCCACGAGUGCCCUGGAUGGAUCGGGGACCUAGGGGCCCGCCAAAUAAUUUUUCACCAAGAGGUGGCAAACGGGGGAGUCCUUUCAGAGGAAAUAAUAAUGGGAAUGCUGGAUUCCGAGGAAGGGGAAGAGCUGGUAAUUGGUAGAUGUGUUUCAAUGAAGUGGUGGCUAAUAAUGAAUUCAGAACUUGUAUGGUGAAACGUCAUGGAAGAAAACAACGUUCCACGUAUUGUUGAUUAUUGCAUCAUCUCAAUAAUUAAUAUGCUCUUUAAAAAAAUCCAUAGCUCAACAUGUUUUCUAAAACAUUUUUUUUUUGGUUGAUAAAGAAAGCAAAAAAAUAUUUUAUUUUUUUUUCAAAUUCAAAUUUUAUAUAUAUUUAGAUAUUUUUCAAAAAGGCGAAGCUAGACAGCGAAAGACGAUGACAAAUUACGUUCAAUUAAAAAAAACAACAGGAGGUAAUUAAUGAUUGAAGUUUUUUUUUAUAAAUGUUAGUAGGUUAUAAUGAUCUCUUGACAUUUACAACUAGAAUCCCUAAUUUCUGAGAGACAAUGUAUAAUUGAAAAAAAAUUGAGAUGAUUCACGCUUUUCCACUGAAGUCCUAAGUUUUAUCAUCAUAAAAUACUUACAAUAAUAAAAAAAAAUUAGCAAUGAAUGGCAAGAGAUAUGAUUUUUUGUUACAAAUUUUUCGCAACGAUCGAAAUGAUUUUUUCAUGCUUUUUAUUAAAGUCCAUUAUUAUCGAGUUAAAGGCAUAAUAAGGAUUAUUUGUUAUUCGAGCCAAAUCGAUAUCUGUCGCCUGUGUAGAGUAAUAAUUAUUAAGACCACUUCGCUGAAAGUUUCAUGCAAAAUUAUGGAUGACUGGUGUGUGUGUGUGUGUGUGUAAGAGAGAAAGAGAGAGAGAGAGAGCAGUGCUCUUCAUCGUAGAUUAAGGCUUGUAAAUAAUUAUAAUUACAUGAAUGAUUCGAGUUACAGGAAUUUUGUCACUUUACAGUUUAAACUAAUUGUAAGAUAUUUCCACAAUUCUUCAGUUUCAUGCGUACAAAAUUAUCUAAGGGCUAAUUGUCCUCUGGUGAUAAAUUUUUUAAAAACAUUUCUGUGAGUAUUUUCGAAAAGUCACUUUUAUUGAAAAUAUAUUGAAAUUAAGGAAAUAUUUGAGGAAUGCAGUGAAAUAUUCUCGCCAACUUCGAACAAGUUCGUUUUACAUUUUCUCUCAAAACUAGUAAUUUCAAAGAUCAUAACCGACUUACACCCAUUUUAUUCUUUGACUCCAGAAAUGUUUGAAAAUUGAUUGAGAAUCUCGCAUUUGUUAAGUAUAUUCAGUUCACCAUCGCAUUCUGGAAAUCUUAAAUAUUCACAGAAAUAUCAGAACAAAGGAACAGGAUUAUUGAAAAUUAAACAAAAACACAGUAAAACUAUCAAUUUGACCUACAUAUGUGAUUGUAUAUAAUGCGAGGUGUCCAACACAAUAAGGAAGAUACAGAGGAAAUUUUAUUAGGAAUCAUUACUUCAUUAAAAUUCAUCCCUUUGUUCCCUGUAGGCGAGGCUGAUAUUUCAUACGGGGGAAACCUGUAAUAUAUGACCUUGAAAAAAAAGCGUAAUAGGCAACAUCACUCGGAAAUAUUAUUCUGAAUGACACGAUUAUUUUUUGUCCGUUACAAGAAACGUUAAUCAGGAGAGAAAGGGGGGAAGGGUGCAAAAUGAGAAAUAAAUGAAGAAAAGCAACUGAGCUGGAAAUUUCAUUUUUCCUCCUUCAGGAAUGAGUUGUACACCAUGAACAUUGUUAACAUGCAAAUGGCAAAAUUACUUUCAACUUUUUUUGUUGAGUUCUGUUCGCUUCAUUUCCAUUCGCAUUUGCAUUUCCUUAUCGUUUUUUAAACUUAUUAAAGUUAUUUUUUUCAUUCUUUAGUUCGCAGAAUGAUUUGUGGAAAGAGGCAUGUCCAAUUGAAAAAAAGAUUGUGUUAAUAAAAUGUAAAAAUAUCUCCUCUCCCACUGCGUGCACUUCCCCUUAUUUCGAUGAAGAAAUAUGAAUAAAAUAUUUUUUUUCUUUGAGUGACGAGGAGGGUAGGUUUGUUAAAAAGCGAUAAUGCACCAAUUCGAUUUAUAAAAAUUAUUUUGUUCAAAAGACAUUUCAGGAAGGUGAUGGAAAGUGUUUAAAAGUAUAAAGCCUCUUGUUAUCGAAAAGUUUAUGAUGUUCAAUGGAAAGUUUCAACAAGCGAUAUUGGUCGUAUAGUUCGUUGCACACAUGAUCUUUCAACUUUCCACACUUUCUAUAUUUUUCAUUGAGAAAAAAAGCAUAGAUGCAUCAUUUCUGUAUUUAAAAAUUUUCAAUAGAAAAAAAACAGCUAAUUCAAGGUAACAUUAUUCGAAAUACCUCAGUGAAAGUUGUGUCAACCCAAAUUAUUCAAAUUAUUAUCGUUUUUUGAUCCUGAAAAUCAACCAAACCCCUCCCUCUCUCUGUUGUUCUAGUAAAAUCCAAAACAUUCUGAAUUACAGUAAUCUCAUGGCAAUGCUCUCCCCCCGGGAGUCUGUCAAUAAAGACGUGCUUCCCCCCUUUUGCCCUCGUUGAAGUGUUUACUAGUGCGUAAUUGAUAUAUAUUAGUAUCGAGUCCCAAGGAUGCGAUUUUAACUGGCUGUGAUAACGUAAAAUUUUUAAUGAAGGAAAAAAAUACAACUUGGGAGUUUUAUCGACAUUUCGCCCAUAUUUUCCUCUCAGUAGGAAAUGCAUCUCCGUAAAAUUUCCCUAGAAAGGGCAAUUAAAAAUCAAGGCUUAGAAGGAAACUUUUUAAUUCGUCACUCUAAUGACUAAGAAAAGUAAAAUUGAGUUGGGUGUUUUUUUUAGUUGUUGGCGGAAUUCACGAGGAUCGGCCGGAAUAUCCCGGUGCGACGAGGGGGGGGGGCUUGUGCAGCUUGUGCGGCUGUCAAAUCAAGAUAACAUCGUCGGCAUUAUCGAAUCCUCAACUAACGAGGCUUCUGUACAACGGUGAAUACAAAGUCAUAAAUUAACUCAGUCAAUUUGGCUGUUAACAAUAGCUUCAUAUUAAUUUCGUGUGUUGUUCUAGUCAAAAUACCAACCCUUGCCUGCCCCUCGUGAAUGCCCGAAAGGUAUCCCCCAACGUUUUAGUUAGAGUUGAAUAAGAAAUUCUUCUAACGUAUCAAUUCGUUUCGAUAAGAAGUAGUUGCAGCGAAAGAUAUCAGGCAAUUCAAAAGUUAUUUUACAUUUAUUAGUAUGUUCACUAGGUUCCACAAGACGUUUGUCGUAGCAGAUAAAUAGCAUGUGAUUUUCAAUCUAAUGUGUUUCACGGGAUUAUUACGGUCCUUUUUUUCAGCAAACUUUUUAUUUGUAAAAAAAUUUUUCAAUAUUUGUACAUCAUUUUUAAAAAUUUCCAUUGAGUUAAUUAGAAUUAAGAUUUCCUAAUCAACUCAAUAAAUUUUUAGAAAUGAAAAUUUAUUUGAAUAGCAAAUUGUGAGCUUCGAAAAACGAGCUCCCAAAAAUUCAUGAAAAAACAUUAUUUAUCGAGAAUUUUGUAAAACAUAAGAAAUCUGUUUUGAAAAAACUUUCUCGUAAAACCACUUCUUACCGAGACAAAUGACAAAAUAAUAAGUUACGAUGCCCUGAGUCGCCUCGCGCACGCGCGUCUCAUAUCUUUUUUCGCAUUUUUUCAUCUUCAGGACAUCGUUUGAAGUCCGAUGAAAGUGUGACGAUUAGUGCACAAAUUAGACUAAUCUUAAUAGAGAAUGUGGAAUGCACUGCAUACUAUGUAUGCCAGAUCAUGAAAAUGUUUUUUGUACAUUUGAUUAAUAAAAUUGUAUCUUGAGGA
This is a messenger RNA of Diachasmimorpha longicaudata, 7054 nucleotides long. RefSeq lists its product as uncharacterized. Lineage: Eukaryota; Metazoa; Arthropoda; Insecta; Hymenoptera; Braconidae. Gene Ontology annotation, molecular function: RNA polymerase II complex binding. Bases 13 to 3384 code for a protein of 1123 amino acids. The record is from RefSeq and is a predicted model, not a curated record. Gene Ontology annotation, biological process: mRNA 3'-end processing. The transcript is spliced from 4 exons.